UUUCCUCAAUGACACUACUUCCUCUCCUGCAUCUGUUAGUGGCACGGACCACCCUCCAUACACACCGUGUGGGCGGUGUUGUGUGGAGCCACACCCCCACUGGCGCUGCUGCUGCUGCUGCUGCGGGACUGAGGCUGAGUCUGCCCGCUUGUUCUCAACCAGCCAGCAGAAGCAGUGAUCGGGACCGGAGUAUGAUCGCUGUCCGGAGAGCAUAGAUGUGCAAAACCCCUGGAUUAUCCGUGCGCUGGAGAGGCCAGAACCGACCGCCGUGGAGGACUGUUUUUAUCUAGUCGUCAAAAGGGAAAGAGCCACGGGGAAAGCAUGGCGGUAGAAGAGGAAGGUCUCCGGGUUUUCCAGAGCGUUAAAAUAAAAAUAGGAGAAGCAAAAAACAUCCCUCCGUACCCGGGGCCAAACAGGAUGAGGGACUGCUACUGCACUGUAAACCUGGACCAAGAAGAAGUCUUCAGGACCAAGAUCAUCGAGAAGUCACUUUGUCCGUUCUACGGGGAGGACUUCUACUGCGAGAUCCCACGCAGCUUCAGACAUCUCUCCUUCUACAUCUUCGACAGGGACGUCUUCAGGAGGGACUCCAGUAUCGGCAAGGUUGCGGUGAAGAAAGAGGACCUGCAGAAAUAUCACGGCAAAGACACCUGGUUCCAGCUGCAGCCUGUCAGCGCUGACUCAGAAGUGCAGGGAAAAGUGCACCUGGAGCUGCGUCUGAGUGAAGUCAUCACAGACAGCGGAGUCAUCAACCAUAAACUAGCCACACGUGUGUUGGAGUGCCAAGGUCUUCCGAUCGUCAACGGCCAAUGUGAUCCGUACGCUGCUGUCUCCUUACUGGGACCAUCAAGGUCGGAAGCUAAGAAGACCAAAGUGAAGAGAAAAACCAACAAUCCACAGUAUGAAGAGGUUUUCUAUUUUGAGGUGACACGGCCGUUAAGCUACACAAAGCGGCAGUUUGACGUUGAAGAGGAGGACGUGGACAAGCUGGCACUGAGGGUGGAUCUGUGGAACGCCAGCAACCUGAAGUUCGGGGACGAGUUCCUGGGAGGUGUUCGAGUUCCUCUGCGGGUGUUGGGUCAGGCUGGUGUCCAUGACGCAUGGUACUUUCUUCAGCCGAGGGAGAACGGAGGGAAGUCUGUGAAGGUAGAAGAGCUCGGCUCUCUGCGUCUGAACAUCGUUUACACAGAGGACCACGUCUUCCCCUCCGAACACUACACUCCCCUCAGAGAGCUGCUGCUGCACUCUGCUAACGUAGAGCCCGUGUCGUCGUCCACAGCUCACACUCUGGGGGAAGUGUGUCGAGAGAAACAAGAAGCCGCCAUUCCCCUCGUGCGUCUGUUUCUCCACUACGGCAAGAUUGUGCCUUUUAUCAGCUCCAUUGCUCACGCCGAAGUCAACCGCACACAGGAUCCUAACACCAUUUUCCGAGGAAACUCGCUGACUUCCAAGUGCAUUGAUGAGACCAUGAAGCUGGCAGGAAUGCACUAUCUGCAAGUCACGCUCAAACCCAUUAUAGAUGAGAUCUGCACAGAACACAAACCCUGUGAAAUUGACCCAGUGAAGCUCAAAGAGUCGGAAAACCUGGACACAAACAGGGAAAACCUCCGUCAGUACGUGGACCGUAUCUUCAACGUUAUCACCACAUCUGGCGUCCGCUGUCCCACCGUCAUGUGUGAUAUCUUCUUCUCUCUGAGAGAGUCCGCUGCCACCCGUUUUCAAGUUGACCAAGAUGUCCGAUACACGGCGGUGAGCAGUUUCAUUUUUCUGCGUUUCUUCGCUCCCGCCAUCCUCUCCCCCAACUUGUUCCAUCUACGGCCGCACCAUCCAGAUCCCGCCACCUCUCGAACCCUCACCCUCAUCUCCAAGACGAUCCAGACCCUGGGAAGUCUCGCCAAGUCCAAAUCUGCCAAUUUCAAAGAGUCUUACAUGGCUGCGUUUUACGACUACUUCAAUGAGCAGAAAUAUGCAGACGCUGUGAAGAAUUUCCUGGACCUGAUCUCCACCUCUGGGAAAUGGGAUCAGAAGAGUAUCGAAACACCAAUCAUGCUCAAAGAGGGAUUUAUGAUAAAGAGGGCACAGGGGAGAAACCGGUUUGGAAUGAAGAACUUCAAGAAGAGAUGGUUUCGCCUCACCAAUCACGAGUUUACCUACCACAAAACGAAAGGUGAGGGCGCUCUGUGCAGCAUUCCCAUAGAGAACAUUCUGGCUGUAGAGAGGCUUGAAGAGGAGUCUUUCAAGAUGAAAAAUAUGUUCCAGGUCAUUCAGCCGGAGCGGGCGCUCUACAUCCAGGCCAACAACUGCGUGGAGGCGCGUGAUUGGAUCGACAUCCUGACCAAAGUCAGCCAGUGCAACCGCAAACGCCUAAGCACCUACCAUCCUUCAGCCUACCUCAACGGCCACUGGCUCUGCUGCAAGCUCUCGGCGGACACGGCCUCCGGGUGCACCCCCUGCACCGGCGGCCUCCCGGCAAACAUCCAGCUGGACGUAGACGGCGACAGAGAGACCGAGAGGAUUUAUUCCCUGUUCAGCACAUACAUGAGCAAACUGAUCAAGAUGCAAGAGGCCUGUGGCAGUAAGUCUGUGUACGACGGGCCCGAACAGGAGGAGUACUCCAGCUUUGUCAUCGAUGACCCCCAGGAGACCUACAAAACCCUGAAACUAAUUGUUUCAGCCGUGCAAACCUUGGAGCAGCAGCACACCAAGUACAAGCGUGACAAGUUCAAGAAGACAAAGAUAGGCAGCCAGGAGCAUCCGAUUGGAGACAAGAGUUUUCAGUGCUACAUCCGCCAGCAGUCUGAGAGCUCCACCUACUCCAUCUAGCCCCGUGUACUGUCUCUAUGAUGCCCAGAACCAGCAUAUUUUCUUAACUGCAAAAAAAAAAGCCAUCUUAACAAUGCU
Molecule: messenger RNA, 2901 nt
Organism: Centropristis striata (black sea bass)
Lineage: Eukaryota; Metazoa; Chordata; Actinopteri; Perciformes; Serranidae
Gene: rasa3
Product: RAS p21 protein activator 3
Exons: 24
Coding region: 322-2823 (833 amino acids)
Biological process (GO): regulation of GTPase activity; intracellular signal transduction; negative regulation of Ras protein signal transduction
Molecular function (GO): GTPase activator activity
Source: RefSeq, a predicted model, not a curated record